AUGGAACCUGCCAGAGUGAGUGUGCUGGGCAAGGACAGUGUCGUCCUGAAGUUCGGCCUCUGGAAGGAAUAUGUGGCCAAUGAUCUCCUGACCACGUUGACUUCUUCGACAUAUGUCUUGGUCACAGACACAAACCUCAGCCAUCUCUAUAUUCCUCCCUUCAGAUCCAGUUUCGAGAGAGCUUGCUCGCAGGUGGAAGUACAGCCUCGGCUACUCACAUUUGAAGUGCCACCCGGGGAGACAUCGAAGUCAAGACAAACCAAGGCCGACAUUGAAGACUGGCUGCUUAGUCAGAAGCCACCAUGUGGCCGAGAUACUGUCAUUAUCGCAUUAGGUGGAGGAGUGAUAGGGGACCUGACCGGCUUUGUGGCCGCCACAUACAUGCGAGGAGUGCGAUAUGUCCAGGUUCCGACGACAUUGCUUGCUAUGGUCGACUCGUCUAUUGGUGGGAAGACUGCAAUUGAUACAGCACUGGGAAAGAAUUUGAUUGGAGCAAUCUGGCAACCACAGCGCAUCUACAUUGAUCUCGGUUUCCUUGGGACGCUUUCACAACGAGAAUUCAUCAAUGGCAUGGCAGAGGUGAUCAAGACGGCUGCGAUAUCCGACCAAGAAGAAUUUGGGGCCUUAGAAGCCAAUGCGGAGCUUAUCACAAACACGAUCAAGUCCGACCCCAGGCAAGGUGCAUCACGGCUGGAGAGUAUCAAAGACAUCCUCCAAAGAGUGAUAUUGGCUUCUGUCAAGUUCAAGGCACACGUGGUCACAGCUGACGAACGUGAAGGCGGACUACGAAACCUUCUGAAUUUCGGUCAUUCCAUCGGCCAUGCAAUUGAAGCCUUUCUCACCCCACAAAUCCUUCAUGGAGAGUGUGUAGCAAUUGGGAUGGUCAAGGAAGCCGAGCUGGCUCGCUAUCUUGGCGUCUUGAAAGGUGUCGCUGUCGGUCGCCUUGUGAAAUGCAUAUCAGCUUAUGGGCUCCCAACGACUCUGGAGGACGAUCGGGUACGGAGACUCUCUGGUGGCAAGCACUGUUCUGUUGAGCAGUUAAUCAUGAAGAUGGGCAUUGACAAGAAGAAUGAUGGAGCCAAGAAGAAAGUCGUACUGCUCUCUGCUAUCGGACGCACGUACGAGCCAAGGGCCAGCACUGUUUCUGACGCUGAGUUGAGAGUCGCGCUGUCUCCGAGCAUUGAAGUGACCCCAGGUGUGCCCUCCUCACUAGAUGUCACAUGUGCUCCACCAGGCUCAAAGAGUAUAUCCAAUCGAGCUCUUGUGCUGGCAGCGUUAGGUAGUGGUACCUGCAGACUUAGCAACCUUCUCACUUCGGCGGACACAGAAGUGAUGAUGGCAGCGCUGAGCCAUCUCGGAGCAGCUACUUUCACGUGGGAGGAUGAAGGAGAAGUGCUAGUGGUAUCCGGUAAUGGUGGAAAUAUGCUUGCCAGUUCGACAGAUCUCUAUCUGGGAAACGCCGGAACAGCCGCGAGAUUUCUUACUACCGUUGCCACCCUUGCCCACCAGAGCGAAGUCAACAAUAGCGUCCUAACAGGUAACGCCCGGAUGAAGCAACGACCUAUUGGCGAUCUUGUGGAUGCGCUUAGAACUAAUGGUGCUGGCGUCGAAUAUCUGGAGACCAACGGCUGUCUGCCUCUUCGAAUCGCUGCUUCUGGAGGCUUCAAUGGCGGCAUCAUCAAUUUAGCAGCAAAAGUCUCAUCACAAUAUGUAUCGUCGUUGCUCAUGUGUGCGCCCUACGCAAAGAACCCAGUGACCUUGAAACUGGUGGGUGGAAAGCCUGUUUCGCAGCCCUACAUUGACAUGACCGUGGCAAUGAUGGCCUCCUUCGGUAUCAAGGUCGAGAAGUCAUCUACCGAGGAUCACACUUACCACAUCCCGCAAGGUCGAUAUGCAAAUCCUGCAGAAUAUGUCAUUGAGAGUGACGCCAGUUCUGCGACCUAUCCUCUAGCAGUUGCCGCCAUAACAGGAACCACGUGCACCGUCCCGAAUAUUGGUUCCGCUUCCUUGCAGGGCGAUGCACGUUUUGCGGUAGACGUGCUUCGACCGAUGGGAUGCAAAGUCUCUCAAACUCCGUCCUCUACCACUGUUACUGGCCCGAAAGAUGGAAACCUCACUCCGCUUACAGGUGUGGAUAUGGAACCAAUGACUGACGCUUUCCUGACAGCAUCAGUGCUCGGAGCUGUCGCGCAAGGAAAGGGUCCGAACCACACUACACGCAUCUAUGGCAUCGCAAACCAAAGAGUCAAAGAGUGUAACCGGAUCUUAGCGAUGAAGGAUGAGUUGAGCAAGUUUGGAGUCAUGUGUCAUGAGCACGAAGAUGGCAUUGAAAUUAAUGGGAUUGAUCGUGAUAAUCUGCGUCAGCCUCGAGCUGGGGUUUUCUGUUACGAUGAUCAUCGAGUGGCUAUGAGCUUCAGUGUGCUAGCAUUAGCUGCACCAAAGCCAACCUUGAUUCUCGAAAAGGAAUGCGUAGGCAAGACCUGGCCAGGUUGGUGGGACACUCUCUCACAAACUUUCAAAGUACGGCUCGAAGGAAUAGAAUUGGACGAGUCCCAGAGAAGUGCAGUCUCGACCACAGACAAGGCAUCGGCAUCCAUCUUCAUCAUUGGCAUGAGGGGAGCCGGAAAGACCACGAGCGGAAGCCGGGUGGCCACAUUUCUCGGCAGGAAAUUCAUCGAUCUCGACACAGAACUCGAAGCUACUGUUGGCAUGACUAUCCCGGAGAUGAUCAAGAGAGAGGGAUGGCCAUCCUUCCGGGAAAAGGAGCUAGCCCUCCUCAAGGCUGUGAUGGCGGACAAGACUCACGGCUAUGUCUUUGCAUGUGGCGGUGGUAUCGUGGAAAGUGCUGCAGCACGAAAGAUGUUGAUCGACUGGCAUCAGAAGAAAGGGAACGUUCUACUCGUCCAACGUGACAUCAGUAAAGUAAUGGAUUUCCUGCAGGUCGACAAAACCCGGCCAGCAUAUGUCGAAGACAUGAUGGGAGUCUGGCUUCGAAGGAAACCUUACUUCCAAGAGUGUAGCAACCUGCAAUACUACAGCCAGCACAGUCCCUCAGACACCCUGGCAUUGGCCGCAGAAGACUUCGACCGAUUUCUGCGGGUCGUGACAGGCAAGGUUGAUUACCUUGCGGCGAUGAAGCAGAAGAAGAUCUCUUACUUUGUCGCCCUCACAUUUCCAGAUCUAAGACCACAUCUUCACCUUCUCCCAGAAAUCUGCAUUGGUUCUGAUGCUGUUGAGCUGCGAGUUGACCUACUGCGCGAACCUGGCACCGAUUCCGUGAUGCCUUCCAUCGACUACGUGACAGAACAGCUAUCCCUCCUUCGAUCGGUAAUUCCCCUUCCAGUCAUCUUCACCAUCCGGACUCUAUCACAAGGUGGAAUCUUUCCUGACAACGCUCACGCUGAAGCACUUGCUCUCUACACCCUCGCAGUGCGCAUGGGGUGCGAGUUCGUCGACCUCGAAAUAGCAUGGCCCGACCACCUCCUCACCAAAGUAUCGAGCAUGAAAGGCUUCUCCAAAAUCAUCGCAUCCCACCACGACCCCACCGGAUCUCUCUCCUGGCGCGACAAGCACUACAUCCCUUUCUACCACAAAGCCAUGCAGUACGGUGACAUCGUCAAACUCGUCGGCGUUGCCCGGACUCUCGAAGACAACUUCGCGCUCCAGAAUUUCAAAUCCUGGGCCGCAGAGCUCCAAGACAUGCCCAUGAUCGCCCUCAACAUGGGCGAAAAGGGCCAACUCAGUCGGAUCCUCAACAAAUUCAUGACUCCUGUAUCCCACCCUGCUUUACCUUACAAAGCCGCUCCCGGCCAACUCUCCGCUGCAGAAAUCAACCGUGGUCUCUCGCUCAUGGGCGAACUACCCGCAAGACGCUUCUACCUCUUCGGCUCACCGAUUCAAGCAUCGCGCUCCCCAGCCCUCCAUAACGCUCUCUUCGCCAAAACCGGCCUAUCGCACACAUACAGCCUCUUCGAGACCACGGACGCGGAAUCCCUGAGACCAAUCGUUCGAAGCCCAGACUUCGGCGGCGCAUCCGUCACCAUUCCGCUGAAAUUGGAUGUCAUGCCCCUGCUAGACGAGAUUGCCGAAGAAGCACAGAUCAUCGGCGCUGUCAAUACGAUCAUCCUUGUCGAACAACCUGCCACUUCUUCGUCAUCUUCACAAGAUAAACCCGCCCCCAAAUCGAAGCUCGUAGGUCGUAACACGGACUAUCUAGGCAUGGUACAUUGUCUUCGCCGUGCCGGCGCAUUGGGUAGUUCUGGCUCCCGCACCUCCUCCACCCUCUCCGGCUCAACUUCAGGGUCAGGCACAGACUCGGCCCUGGUAGUAGGCAACGGCGGCGCCGCCCGCGCCGCAAUCUACGCGCUGCAUUCCAUGGGCUACCGCCCCAUCUACCUCCUCGGCCGCCAGGCGGAAAAAGUGCGGAAAAUGGUCGGCAUUUUCCCGAGCGGCUAUGAUCUCCGCAUCCUGGACGCCGAGUCCCACCACACCGAUUCCGACGAGGUCGAGCGAAAGCAAGAAACGAUGGGCUCAAGCAUGGGGAGUAUAGUGCCCAGAGUCGCCAUCGGCACCAUCCCCGCCGACCGACCCAUCGAUCCCGGCGUGGAGAGCGUGCUGCAGCGCAUCUUCAACAACCGCCUCACUACCCCUGAUCCCAACACACCCGGCAGCGGGGAAACGGGUAACGACGGCCGCGUCCUCCUCGAAAUGGCCUACAGACCGCGCGUCACGCCGCUAAUGCAGCUGGCGGAGAAGGCGGGCUGGAUCACGGUGCCCGGAUGGGAAGCGCUCGUGGCACAGGGCAUGUGGCAGUUCCGGUACUGGACGGGCAUCAUGCCGUUGGUGGAGCAUUGUCGGGCCGCGGUGCUGGGCGAUGAAGCAGAGGAUCCAAAGGCGCCGGCGGCGACGGGGAUGGUGAAUGGGAAGGUCUGA
This is a messenger RNA of Endocarpon pusillum Z07020, 4932 nucleotides long. RefSeq lists its product as uncharacterized. Gene Ontology annotation, molecular function: 3-phosphoshikimate 1-carboxyvinyltransferase activity; 3-dehydroquinate dehydratase activity; shikimate kinase activity. NCBI's taxonomy places the organism in Eukaryota, Fungi, Ascomycota, Eurotiomycetes, Verrucariales, Verrucariaceae. Gene Ontology annotation, cellular component: cytoplasm. The transcript is spliced from 2 exons. Gene Ontology annotation, biological process: chorismate biosynthetic process; aromatic amino acid biosynthetic process. The record is from RefSeq and is a predicted model, not a curated record. Bases 1 to 4932 code for a protein of 1643 amino acids.